AUGCCUUCAUCACACAGGCUUGGCGAUAAGAAGAUAUAUCAGUACGCAGGGAACCCAAGUGCUCGGCACGGAUCGGUCUCACGAGGGUCUCACCCGCCUUCUUCUUCUGCGCUCAGCACCGCUAAUAGCAGCAGGACAUCCGUCGCAUCAGGUAGUGCGGAGCACGAUCCCACAAAUUUAGGUUCUAGGCCUUCUCGGUAUGACCCAAGUUCUACUGGCAGACCGUUCACCUCACGGAAAUCCAGGGCUUCAAGUAGGUACAAUCCAGAUCCCUCCCCGACAAGCCCCGUAAGACGCGUGAGCUCAGAAGGGUUAAUAGCAAGCUCCAGAUGGUCCAAUAGUGGUACAAAUUUAGCUGCUUCUAGUAGAUAUAAUCCACAGGCACCGCCAACAGGCUCGACCGGUAGUCAUCAUAGCUACUAUAAUUCUCACUUCGGCAGGAAUAGAGUGUCUUCAGGCGGCGAACCCAAUGAAGUGGCUAAUGCAAACUACGUUUCCCGGGGAAGUAAAUGGAGAGAAUCUCCAUCCACCGGCAAUUUUGCUGAUCACGACAACUAUGUUCCAACUUCAACCACAGUACCAACUUCAAAACCAUUUUCACAUAAAAAAUACUAUCACUACUCAUAUCACCAUGGAAACUAUGUACCGUCUUACUCCAGCAGAUACAGUAAUAAGUUUGGAAAAAGCGAUCGCCAAAAUAGCGACAGUGGAUACGAAUCUUCCGAAGGGUCGAAAAUAACUGAAAGUCAGAAUGAGCACUCGCUGGGCUCUAGCUUAAUAAAUUCAGUAGCGCAAACUACUAGAAAAGUGGAAGCUCUAGCCGCAACAGGUCACCAGCGUAUCAAUCUUCAGAAAAAUUCGGAUUCUGACGAAUUAAGGUCCGAAACAGAAGGAGCACCAGAGUCAAACGGAGAUACAGAUAAUUCACCAUUGGAACACAGGAAACCUGUACCUAUGGACAAUCAGAAAGGCAUUGUCCAGACAAAUGAAUUAGAGCAAAAGACCUCUGAUAUGGACAACCACAAUGUCUUAACUGAAGCGGAGAAGCAAGGUGAACAAGUGGACAAAAUACAGCCUACUGAUCAAACCAUAAUGAAUGAAGGUGAAAAGGAUGGUUCUGCGAUGGAUAAAGCACUGGAAAAUGUUGACAGUUUCAAACACAACCCCACCAUAAACCCAAAGGAUGAUGUAACGAGUAAUGCUAAAAUCAUUUCAAAAUCUCCAGUAUCUACUGGCGGAACUUCGAUAGCUUCAAGGUCGCAUAUACCUGCUGAUGAUAUCCUUUAUCAUAUAAAAGGCUAUAAGGAACCGCUGAAGAAAAUAGAAGCAUGCAUAUUUCCAAUGACGGAGCCAGAGACAAAGCUUUGGGAGCUCAAAAACCAGACACGGCAACAAAUAAUUGCCAAGCAGUUUUACCUUUUGAAGAAGCCAGUUAGAAAUUUAAAGGAGUACCCUUUCAUGUCUGAGAACUUUUUAAUACAUGAGCAAGCUAUUAAACCCAUUCUUCUCAAAUCAAUUUCAAAAAUUAAGCGUUAUGAGUAUUUGAGAAAGCUACAACUCAGGAGUGAUUUUUUGCAAUAUGAUGAGCAAUGGGAUAGAAAGUGCCAAAAAAUGGAUGAAAUUAGCAAAAACAUGAGAAUGGAUGAAGUUGAGGAGCAGGAGAGAUUGCAAAAGGAGCAGAAGCAAAAAGAGCAAGAAGAGCAUGAUAAGCAAGCUCUACAAGGUCGUACGAAUAGUCGGAGAAGGAACAGGGCCGAUUUUGUUGAUGAUGCAGAGAUUGAAAACGUUUUACUGCAAAUCGAUCCUGAUUACAAGCAUCAUCAGUUGGCUGCGCGUAUUCCUCCAAUGUACAUCAGUCCCGUAGACAAGUACUCUAUCAGGUAUCAGAAUGUGAACAACCUUGUCACAGAUAAAGAUGCUUGGGCCAAGAGAAUUCUUCUAGAUGGAAUCGAUACAUUUACUGAAAGGGAACAUGACCUUUUUGUCGACGCUUAUCUAUCCUAUCCUAAAAGAUUUGGAAAAAUCUCGCAACAAAUGGGAGGUUUAAGAACUCCAGAGGAAUGCGUCCUUCAUUACUAUAGAACAAAGAAACAGACCAACUACAAACAGCUGAUAGUUGAAAAGAACAAGAGACGAAAAGCCAACGCUAAUCGUCGUCGGAAAGAGAAGGAAAAGGAGAAGGAAAAGGAAAGGAUUAAGGAUAAAGACUCUGAGAGUGAAAAAGAAAGUGGUAGAGAGAAAGAUAGGAUGACAGAAAGUGCUGACUUAUCCGUUGAUGAAAAUGAACGAACAGUCGAUGAGGUAGAAGAUGAAACAGUCAAUCAAGAUACUUCAUUACGUUCAAACGAAGGUAUGAAACAAGUAGAAAUAAAACCAACUGUACAAGCUGAGGUUCCUAUGAUAGUCGAUGAAGAACAAGACCUCACUAGUGUACAGGAACUUGCAAAUAACAAUGAAGCUGUUUACGAUAGAAAACCUUCGGAAGUGGCCGGGCCUUCACAAAGAGAGGAUCUAGAAAGCCUAGAAUCGAGGAAGCGGAAGCUCCAGGAAAUUGAAGAGGUCACAAGUGAACUCCCGAAUUUGCAACCAAUAGCUCCUGCCAUGAAUUUCAAUGACAAGGAUAUCGGGAUGAGCUCGGGAGAAAAACUAGUUGUUAGACCUGACGGCAUAGAUAAGGCGCAGCAGGCAAAGAAGAAAGCCAAACACAAUGACGGUCAUCACAAAUCAAGUUACUGGAGUGUGAAGGAGACAAAUGCUUUUCCUGAGCUUUUGCGCCAAUAUGGUUCUCAAUGGGCUUUAAUUUCAGAGAAGUUGGGCACCAAGUCUACUACAAUGGUGCGCAAUUACUUUCAAAGAAACGCCGGUCAAAUGGGAUGGCAAUCACUCGUGAAUGGGUCGAGUAUGACAAAAGACAGUAAGGAUCAAUCAGUGAACGAGGAAAAGGUUGCCACUAUUCAUGCAACUGAAACUGUUCCACCUCAACAAAAACCAUUGGUUAACUUCUUUGGUCAAGCGCAGACCAGCCCAGGAACUCCAACUCACAAUAUGCCUUUGGAAAAUGCAGACAGCUUUUCUCAACAAUCGACUCCUCAGGGCCUCCCUCCACCACAUUUACCAUCCAUCCAGUUCUACUCGAGUGAUCAAUCGAAUAAAAAACCUCCGAUUGUAUCAACAUCUUCAGAAACCGCUACGAAACAAUUCGAAGUUACGUCUGAUCACUCCGACCAACACCCAACGGUACAUUUCGCGCAAGAGGUGGUACAUCACACUUCUGGGACCUCUUCAUCAGUGUCUUCUCAAGCACCGGACUCGAGCCGCAGAUCAUCUAUCAAAAGUUUAUUGAACAAUGAUGAGGAAAAGAUUGACGCUAACGCGAAACAAGCCCCUUCAGCAAUCAAUUCCACGCAGGCGAGAGAUUCACAGCCUUCAAAAGUUAUUGUUCAAGAGCUUCAAUCUUCAACUUUUUCCUCCUCUUCAACACCCUCGCCAUCAAUCAACGCUCAAAAAAGGCCUAACUUUCUCUCAACAAUUUUGAAUACCGGAAUGAAAUCACACGAUGAACAACAUCAAACGCCAAAUGAUACACUUACCACAUCUCGUGCCUGCCCAGUUUCUGCACCAGGUCCAAUGUCGUCUUUAACCUCAGAUGCGCGUACGCUGCCUAAUUUGGCUCAGCCUAAUUUCUAUAGCACAACUGUUCCACCUCGGUCGGCGCCCGUGAGACCUACAGAAAUUAAUUUCGCUAAUGAUCCUCUUGCUGCACUAGCCGCAGUGGCGUCAGCGCCCGAAGCUUUGGCAUCAUUGCUACCAGCAAGUAAUGAAGAGCCCAAAUCUAAUAUUGACGGUUUAGGAAAACCACAAAGGUGA
This is a messenger RNA of Lachancea fermentati, 3867 nucleotides long. Lineage: Eukaryota; Fungi; Ascomycota; Saccharomycetes; Saccharomycetales; Saccharomycetaceae. The record is from the annotation of a GenBank genome assembly.